Molecule: messenger RNA, 10245 nt
Organism: Oryzias melastigma (Indian medaka)
Lineage: Eukaryota; Metazoa; Chordata; Actinopteri; Beloniformes; Adrianichthyidae
Product: apolipoprotein B-100
Exons: 26
Coding region: 103-10005 (3300 amino acids)
Biological process (GO): triglyceride mobilization; lipoprotein transport; cholesterol homeostasis
Cellular component (GO): low-density lipoprotein particle; mature chylomicron; very-low-density lipoprotein particle
Molecular function (GO): low-density lipoprotein particle receptor binding; cholesterol transfer activity
Source: RefSeq, a predicted model, not a curated record
CAGUAAAACUGGAGGUCUAUAAAAGCCUGAAGACGCAAGGCUGAGAAUUAGUCUUCAGAGAAAGAGGGAGACUCUCCUCAACUCACAGGAGCUGAACCCAUCAUGUGGGGCGCCAGGCUCUGUCUUUUGCUGCUUCUGGGGUCAAACUCAGUCGCCCAGCAAGAUGUGGAAAGUGUUGGCGAACACUCUCCAGUUUGCUUUUUGGCCAAAAGAUACGGACAUUUCAAGCGGUUUGUGUACAACUACAAAGCGGAAACUUUUAACAGCGUAAAUGGUGCAAGUGAUGACAAAAGUGGGCCCAGAGUUUCCUGCACAGUGGAGGUCGACGUGCCGCAGACGUGCAGCUUCAUCCUUCGCACGACGGACUGUUCUCUGAGCGAGAUCUCUGGCGUGGACGAUGGUGGGAACCCAGUGUACCGUGUUGCUGCUGAAGCCGAGGCUUUCAGAGCUGCGAUGGCCAAGAACCCUUUGAGGGUCGCGGUGGAAAGACAGACUGAGGUCAAACUCUACCCUGAAGAUGAUGAACCUGUGAACAUCCUGAACAUCAAGAGAGGAAUCGUCUCGGCCCUCAUGGUGCCCGAAAUGACCGAAGAGAACAACCAAAAUGUGCCCACUGUUCAUGGAGUGUGCUCCACCGACGUCACGGCCUACUCCACAGAGGAUGUGACGGUAACCAGGGAUCUGUCCAAAUGCGACGGCUUCACCGCACACAGGCGGCACACCAGUCCUCUGGCGCUCAUCUCAGGAAUGAACUACCCCUUGUCCAAAAUGAUCAGCAGCACCCAGACCUGUAACUACAAGUUUGACAGCCAGAUGAAGCACAUGACCAGCGGGUCCUGCACAGAGAAACACAUCUUCCUGCCCUUCUCUCACAAGAAUGAAUACGGGAUUUCUGCAGUUGUCAGGCAGACUGUAACGCUACAAGAAACUGAGCAGAUCAACGACAGAAUCUUUGACAUCAAUGAGGCCAACCUCAGACACCUGCCUAUGGAAGUAGCUGAUGACAAAUCCCCGCUGAAGACCAAAGAUGCCCUGAUUGCCAAAAUGCAGAAGCUGAACACCUUGUCACAGACCGCGAAUGGCGAGGAGCGCGCCGGUCUCUUCCGCGAGCUGGUUUCAGAACUCCGUGGUUUGAAGGCCGACCUUCUGCGCUCCAUCACCAACGAAAUGAUGGACAUCUCCGGCUCACUGGCGUGGCAGGCCCUGAUUCAGUGCGGUACACCAGAAUGCACCAGCGCCAUCAUAAACACUCUCAGGACGUACGACGGAGCCUCUGUGGAGGUCGACGCUGUCAUUUACGCCAUGGGAAUGCUCCAGCACCCCUCCCGCCUGAUGGUGAAAGACUUGCUGGAAAUGGCUCAGAACAGACAAAGCAAACCCAUCAUGUAUGCACUCAGCAUUGCAACCAGGAAGUUGUUCAAGUCUGAGGGAGUCACCCCAGAGAUCAGUGACGUCUAUGAGUUCAUGACCUCCCUUCUGGGUGGCGACUGUGCUGGAGAAAAAGACCUGACCUUCCUGACCCUACGGAUUAUCGGUAACAUGGGAGAUGCAAUGGAGUCUGUUGACCCCAAAAUUAAGUCCACCCUGGUGAAGUGCAUGAGGCAACCUGCAACCACCCUGUCCGUGCAGCUCGCUGCCAUCCAGGCCUUCAGGCGCAUGUCUGUGACUGAUGAGGUUCGAUCCAACCUCCAGCGGGUCAGUCAGUAUCCCAAAGGGGCGGUGCAGAAGCGCCUGGCUGCCUACCUGAUGCUGAUGAGGAACCCUCAGGACAGUGACAUUGAGGCGGUGAAGAAGAUUCUCACACAGGAGCAGAACCCUCAAGUCAAGGCGUUUGUGUCCUCACACAUCCACAACAUCAUUACGUUACCUGAUCCUAAGGCCAAAAGCUUUCGUGAGAAAAUACUGGACGCCCUGCAGAACGUAGAGGGCACCACAGACUACGACUUCACCACAACAUCCCGAAACUACAAACUGGGUGUGGCACAUGAGAGCUUGCUGGCCAGCGUUGAGGGAAAUGUCAUUUUUGAUCCAAGCAACCAGCUGCCAAGAGAGGUUCUGUUAGAAACAACCCUGGAAGCUUUUGGCUACAGCGUUGACAUCUGGGAGGUUGGCAUGGACGGAAAAGGCUUUGAGCCAACAAUUGAAGCUCUGUUUGGAGAGAACGGUUUCUUCCCUGAUACUGUAUCCAAAGCUCUGUACUGGGCAGAGGGGAAACUUCCACUUAAAGUCAAGGAAGUUCUGGAAAACUGGGUUGCCCCAUUGAAACCAGAGGGCCAAAAGGUUCCCGAGAACCUUAUGAGAGAAAUUGUCCGCAACUUCAACAAGCUGGUUAAAGAUCUGCAAAACCAGGAGUCCCCAGAGGCCAUGGCCUACCUGAGGAUCAUGGGAGCUGAGCUUGGCUUCAUCAAGGGCAGCGAUCUGAAGUCAGUUGCUGAGAUGUAUGCCAACAUUUUCCAGAAGAUCACUCCCAGCAAGGUUCUGGAAAAGCUGAUGUCUUCCGCACGGAAUGACAUUUUUGCCCACUACAUCUUUAUGGACAACAAAUUCAUCAUGCCAACAGCUUCUGGGUUGCCCCUGACAUUUGCCCUGUCUGGUACUUUUGCUCCCGGAGCCAAAGGAGGCCUAACCAUGGAUCCAAACAUGAAAACAGUGUCAUUCAGUCCCUCUGUUGGGGUUGAGUUCAUGACUCAGAUGGGAGUCCACAUUCCAGAGUUUGUUGAGUCUGCUGUUGAGAUGCACACCACUGUGUACCACGAGAGUGCCUUCAAAGCUAAGAUCACCAUGGAGCCAACCCAAGUCAAGCUUUCCAUCCCUGCUCCAGAAGGCACCGUGAAGCUCCUCAGAUUGAGCAACAAAGUGAUGAUUGUGGGAGCUGACAAGGCCACAAUAAUCCCACACAGACAGAGUGACUCAAAGUGUAAGCCUAUUUUCACUGGAAUCAAAUACUGCAUCAAAACUCUUCUGCCUGAGGUUGGUGAGCGGAGCGAUGCGCCUUACUUCCCUGUAAAUGGAGAGACCUCAUUUGCAAUUGAUAUUGAACCCACUGAAGAGGUGACUGAGUACACAGCCACGGUUGCCUACAAGCUUCUCAGUGAAGGAAGUGAAGGACGCCAUAAGGUUGACUCCUUGAAGAUUAUACUGAGGGCAGAAGGUGAUCAGCCUUCAGAGGCCACAGCCACCAUGAAAUACAACAGAAACAGGAACGUUUUCACCACUCAAAUCCAGAUUCCAGACUUUGAUGUCGAGAGCGGCAUUAAAAUCGGUGUGUCAGGGAGCAAUGCAAAGGGCAAGUCCAUCAUCUUUGAGAUCUCCAACAAGAACGAGCUUCAACUGUCGUUGAUUGGUCGUGCCAAACUUCAGGCCAUGACUGAUGGCAUGCUGCAAGUGCAGCUGUUGGUUCCCGCACUCCAGAUCGAUGCCACUCUGAGCUCCACUAUGAACAAAGCUGAAGGACUCACCCUGCAGUUGAAGAGUGACAUCAAACUCCCAGAAAUGGUUUCCGUUCAGGCAGUCACCUUUAAAUAUGGGGAGGAAGAGGCUGAGGUUCAGCUGAUGUCCAACAUGAAUGCUGACACUGAGGUCCCAGUGGAGUACUCCAAAGUCCUCCAGGUCUGGAUCAAGAAAUUAGCAGAGGAAAUCAUGAACCAUCAGGUGGUGAACACUGACAUGAAACUGCGUCACAUCCUCAACAAGGGAAUUGAGGCUGGCAACAUCUGGCUUGACAAGAUCUCGACUGAUGUUCCUUGCAUUAAGAAUCUGAGGAACAGCAUCUCUACAGUUGAAAUGCCAUCAAUGCCUGAAAACCUUUUCAUGAACCUUGAAAGCACACUCAAAUACAAGUUCAACCAGAACCGCUUCACCAUGACCAUCCCGCUGCCUCUCGGAGGGAAAUCGUCAAAGGAGCUGAGGAUUCCCCGAAUGGUCACAUCCCCACAAAUAUCUAUUCCUCAGCUGAGUAUGGAGCUUGCCCCUCAAGCCCUCCAAAUUCCAACAUUCACCAUACCCUCUGAGUAUGAUCUGACCUUGCCUCUGCUGGGAAUGAUGGAAAUGUCUGCCAAGAUGGAGAGCAACUACUAUGACUGGAAUGGAAAGAUUGAAGUCGGUAACAACACUGGCGAGUCCCCCAACUAUGUGGCCAACAUCAAGAUCCAGGCUGAGAGUCCAAUCAAAGUUCUCUCCUUUACAACAGAAGGCUCAUACUCGAUCACAGACACAGAAGGCAAAACCAUUGAGGUGAUUCUGGAAGGAUCCUUGAAACACAUGCUCAUUAACACAGGGUUCAGUGUGCUGGAAAGCAUUGCUGUCACAGAAAACAUACUUACAACAGGUCGCUACAACAUUCAGGCUUCCUCAUCGAUGGGUCUAGACACAUCGGCAACCAUCACCACCCAAUGCACCCUCGACUCCAGCACUCUCUUUGGAGAUCUUAAUGCGGAUGCCAGUGUGACUGUUGGGUCCAUGGAUGCCACCUCAUCCUAUCUUCACACCUUUUCCUUUGAGCCUGCAAAGAAAGAAGCAAAAAUGGAGAGCACGCUCAAUGUGAACUCUAAAAUAGCAAAGCUUUCAAACAAAGUUAAGGUAUCCUAUGAAAACGAUGAAUUUAUGUUUGAUUCCAACACCAACCUGAACAGUGACCUAGUCAGACACACCACCAAGAUAGUCCUCAGUUACAAAGACACCAAGCUCACCUUCCAGUCUGACUCUGUGACCAAUGCUGAAGGCGAGAAGAUGGUUCGUAGCCAGAUAGAGAUGUCUGCUGCUGCAGGACAGGCCACCCUCAGGAUUGAGAACCAAGCUGGUGACACAAAAAACCGUGUCUACUCUCUGCUUACUGGGUCCUUGAACCCCUCUGGGCUGGAAGUCAAUGCUGAUGCCUCCAUUAACAUCUUCUCAAGCAUUGCAUCUCACAAAGCCACCUUGACCCUAACCAUGAAUGGGCUGACAACCAGCUGCACAACAACCGCCCACCACAGCCCACUGACAUUUGAGAACAUUUUCCAUGGUGGAAUUGACACCUCUGGCGCCACUUUGUCUCUUACAACCAAAGGAGGCAUAAAAGACAACAAAGCUGAGCUCAACAUUGAGGGCAACCUUGCAAAGACAGAGGUCUAUUUUAAUGGCAUGUUUAAGGCUAACCUCUUCGACCUGGAUAGCAUGAACAGAGUGAACUUCAGGCUGAAUGAAGAUGGCAUCGUUUUCUCUAACAACGUGGUUGGAUCUUUUGGUGAUAUAAGAACCGAGAACACCAAUUCAAUGUCUCUUUCACUGAGAUCUUUAACCCUCCAGUCCAAAACCGACAACUUCUUUGACCAGAGCAACUCCUACAUGCAUGACAUUUCAAUUAAUGUUGAGCGUUACACUGCUUCUGUUAACAUGAAAAAUAACCUCAAGGUAUUGGCAAUUAGCUUUGUAAAUGACGCACAAUUCAGCGCACAGCCCUACAACAUCCAACUGUCCGGAACACUGAUGGGAGCCUACUCUGAGGAAGAGCUCAAGCACACUUAUGAAAUCAAGUUUGUUGACGCAGUCUUCUCUACAAAGACCAAUACCGUUGGAAAACUCCUGAGCUCCCACAUUGCCCAUACUACUGACAUGGAGAUUGCUGGUCUGAGCAUGAAACUCAACAAUGUGGCCAACUUCAACUCCCCUACUCUUCGCCUGGACAGCAAAAUCAAGACCACCGCUGAACCCUUUGUUCUCAACGUUGAUGCCAUUUUCAACUCCAAUGGUGCAGUGUAUCUGUUUGGAAAACAUAGUGGUGAAGUUUACAGCAAGUUUCUCCUAAAAGCAGAGCCCACGUUGUUCACAGAGUCAUUUGAGUAUAGAGCCUCAACCACCCAUGAAAUGGAGGGCAGACAAACCAUCAAGACCAACGUGGACAACAAAUUCAACACCAACCUGAGCCUCCAAAAGCAAAGUGUAACACUGAAGAUGACAACCAAAGUAAACGACCAUGCCUUUGAUGAAGAGAUGACCGCAUACAACAAUGCUGAAAAAAUGGGCGUUGAAAUGAAAGGAGUGGUCUCAACCCCCUUGUUCAGUGAUGCAAGUCAAGAUUACAUCAUCUCUGGAUUUGUGAAGUAUGACAAGAACAGCGACAGUCACUUCCUCCAGAUUCCCUUUGUUGAACAUCUGCCGGCAGUCAUUGAAAAGAUGAAAGUCACUUUGAUGACUCUGAUGGACAGUAGCAUUGACAUGUUCAAAAACUUUGACUCAAAGUAUGGCAUCACUGUCAAGUUCAACAGCAAGGUUGCAGAACUGAAAGAAGUAGUGGACAACUUUGACUUCAAUCUUUUGGUCCAAGAUGUAAAAAUGUUCCUCAAGCCAGUGGAGAAGUUCAUCACAAACCUCACAAUAAGGUUCCCAACCAACAAAGUCAUCAGUUUCCUGAAAUCUAUCAAGGACAAAAUUCAGGCCGCAAUCAAGAAUUGCAACAUUUCCAGCAGGUUGAAUGCGAUUUAUUCCAAGUUAGAAGAAUUUCUUUCCAACUAUGAGGUUGAAAAAAUUGUUGGAGAACUCAUGGAUGAGGUAGUUAAAAUUAUGAAGCAGUAUCAGGUCAGGGAGAAGAUCCAGCAAAUAUUUGAUUCUCUCAAAAGCAUUGACAUCCAGCCAUUGGUGGAAAAAGUUAAGAUCCCAGUUCAGGAACUGCUGAAUGAGCUAUAUUCCUUUGACUUCAAGCUGCUGCUUGAUGACAUAAGUGACUAUUUCACAAGACUGAUCCAGAAAAUCAAAUCCUUUGAUUAUGACACCUUAACCACGGAGCUCAAGGAGAAAGUGGCAGAGAUGAGUAAGAUCCCCUGCUUUGGAAAACUUUAUGGUGAGUUCAAAAUUACUUCUCCUCAUUACAAACUCAGUACCACUGCUGACAUGGAGAACGUGACAACCAUAUCCAUCACACCAGAGUUUAAAAUGAACCUCAAAUCAAAAGCUCAGUCUACUUUGAAAGUCCUUGACUACACUGUGGAUGCCACGGCACACUUUGCUUUGCCCAAAAUGAGGCACCUGUCCAUCUCUGAGAGUGUCGAUGUUGCCCAGUCAUCCUUUACUCUAAACCACAAGGGAGUGAUGAAUCUCUACGGCCUGUCAGCCCAAGCUUCUGCCAACACCACUGCUAAAGUCAACACUGAGCUUUAUAAUGGAGAGUUUUUGAACAAUGCAUUCUUUGCCAUGAGAAAUGGUAUUUUUGCCUCAGUGGAGACCGCUUGUAGACAUGAUUUCAACAUGGCACCUCUCAGGACAGGCAGUGAUGGAAUGAUAUUUCAGAAGACUGUCUUUGGGCUUGAAGCAGGCACAGCCCGUCUGACCUUAACCAAUGUGGCUCGAGAGAAAUAUUCCAUUCAAGACUUUUCUGAUGAGAUAACCCACAAGAGUGAUAUGGAGGUGGUCAUGGAUCUGCACACAACCAAACUGACCUUCAGUGGAGACACUAACAGCAAGUUCCUAAAAUUGGAGGAAAAUCUUCUCGUUGAUGCAUGCAUUUUCCGUCAUUUCAUUGUUGAGGCCAAGAUGGAAACUGAAACACCUUUUUGGAGGGACAGUGUCACCGAGGUUAAGCUUGAGGCUAAAGCUGAAGACAUGAGAAUUGACGUCACUGCCUCUCACGAAUCCCAGCUGGUGGGUCAGGUUGAAGGAAAGCUCUCAAGUUCUCUUCUUGCUCUAAUCACACCUACAGAGCUUUCAUUUGACACCAAAAACAAGGGGGAUGCCAAGUUUAUUCUUCCAUUCAAGCUGUCAGGCAAAGUAAACCUCCAGAAUGACAUGGUUUUCACUCUGAACUCUGAUGUGCAGCAAGCAAGCUGGACAGGGCUGGCAAGAUUCAACCAGUACAAAUAUUCCCAUCUAUUCUCACUGGAAAACCUUGAUAAAGAAGUUAAUAUGCUUUCCCAAAUCAAUGCAGAAGCAGAUCUUGAACUGCUGAGGCAAACUAUCACCAUCCCUGAAAUGACGCUGCCUCUGGUCGGCAUGAAGACACCAAGAGUGGAGAGCUUUUCCCUGUGGGAAGAUGCUGGUUUAGAUUAUUACCUGAUCACAACUCAGCAGACAUAUGAGAUGAAUUCCAACCUCAAGUACAUCAAAAACCCUGAGGUGAUCCAAAUUAAUGUGGGUCCAGUCGUUCAGGCCAUUAACAGCAAUCUCAAAGCACUACGCGAGAAAGUCAUUGCUGGCAAGGAAAAGUUUGCUGCCACUCUUGGUUCAUCCUACGACAAAGCAAAGGUUCAGUAUGAAAAAUACAGUUCUCAGGUCCCAGAAACCAUUACAGUUCCUGCCUAUAAAGUUCCAGUGAUUGAUUAUGACUUGUCUUCAUUCCAAAUCCCCUUGCCAGUUCCAAGAAUUGUAACAUUGUCUUCUCAAGAUGUCUCAUCUGCUCUCAGCAAAAUCAGAAUUCCAAGGAUUUCCAUACCCAGAAUUCAAACAAUCAAGAUUCCAGUAAUGGGCGAUCUGAUUUAUGAGGGUUUCAUCAAGACUGCAGUUAUCGAUCUCAAAACUGAUGCCAGCAUUCUUAACCAGGACGGCCUCUCUGCCAGAUUCGAUGCCUCCUCCUCCUCUCCGUUUAACCUCUUGGUUGGAAAAAUUGAAGGCAAGACCAACAUGAACACAGCGGGUGAAUUUAAAAUGGACUCCAUCCUUGCUAUUUCCCACUCAGUCCUGGAGGGAAGCCACAAGAGCAACAUCGCCCUAAACUAUGAGACUGUAGAUGCCUCCAUCAUCAAUACAGGACGACUGAAUCUACCUUCCCAGACUGUGGAAAUCAACCAGGAGAUUACUGGAAAUCCAGUGAAAGGCCUUGUCGUCUCCAUGUCCACGCCAUCUGCAGGUCUCAUUGCUGUUCAGGUGCAAACCAAGCGGCUCGCCCAAAUGAAAGCAAGAGUGUACGGUCAAUAUCCGACUGACCUGACGAAGGAUGUCGAUAUCGUUGGCCUCAAGGUGUCAGUGAUGGACUCGAACAAGCUGAACCUUCAGGCAACCUGGAAUAUGGAGAUGCCCUAUGAGAUGAUGCUAGGAUUGAAGAAACAAGUAGCCCCAGCCAUGAGCGUGCUGUCUGAUGCUGGAGUCAGAGCUUACAACAAAGUCAGCAAGCAAUUCAGAGGCCUCAAAAACUCUUUAGAAAAAGUGAAGAAGCAGGGGAAAGUUUUGUUCAACAGGGCUGUUGAGAGCAUAAUGGCAUCAGAUAUCUCUGAGGUUAUGACCACUGCCGCAGAUAGAACCAUUGUAAUUCUGAAAGAAUAUCAAAAGAAAGUUAAACUUUUCCUUAACGCUGUUGUGAAAUUCCUCAGAGAAACCAAAUUCCAGAUUCCUGGCUAUGAACAGAAGCUCUCUGGUCUGCAGGUUUACAAAGAGUUUAGUGCUUUUGUUGCUGAUGUUUCUGAAGAGGCUGUUCAAAAGAUCCCAGGGUACUUUGCCACUAUGUUUGGAGAUGUCCUCGACGAAUUCCAAGCCAUUCAAUUUGUCUUUCCUGGAUCUGACCGCAUCAUCAGUGGUAAAGAGCUUCUUGAUGACUUGUUGCUAGCUUUGAGGGAAAUCCAAGACCAGAUCAUCAUUGCAGUGAGGAAACUUGGUGACAUCUCACUUGAGGACAUUUUGAAGAAACUCUAUGCAUCCGUGCAGUUCACAGUUGCACAUAGCGAGAGGUUUCUUCAAUCUCUUAGAUCUCUCAGUGCAGAGAGUCUCUCCAAAUUUUUCGACGAAGUGAUCAGCGAUGCGAUGAACUCCCAGAUUUUUGCCGACGUUGCAGAGCAGCUGAGAGAAAUUCACAGAAUCAUUCUGGAAUACCUCACAGCUGUGUCUGAUAAAAUCUACAGCAUUGUGGAAGACGUGUCCACCGAACAGCUAAGAUCUGACAUCCAGUCCUGGAUUGAUUUAUCUGUGAAACGCUUGAAUUCUUUCCACAACAAUGUCAUCAGAGCUCUCAAAGAAACAACCAAGAGUGUUAAAUCGUACGUUAAAGUCACUGACAGACAGAUAGAUGUUGACAUUCCUUUACCACUUGCUGCCAGAUUCAACUAAAGGAUCCUGACACUUUAAAAAAUACAACAUAGUGUUAAUCAAUUUCUUUGCAACCAACACCACAACAAUAAAGAAAGCUAAGAAAAUGUACAUCCUUUUGUUGUUUCUGUACCAUUACUCCACAUAAUUUUGUUCAUUGUGUCACUGCAGACUAACAAUUCUUUUCACCCUCAUGUGUUUUCUUUGUCUUGUACUAUUUAAAAACCUCUCUGGGUAUCAAUAAAAUAAGUUUUUACUGCA